AUGGCAUCCCCGCGCGAUCCAGCCUCUCAAAAACCACAAUUUACAAACCCUUGGGAAACUUCACCAUCCAAAGCAACCGACGGGUCCAGCCCUAGCUUCGACGGUCGAAUCGCGCACACACUGGCCGCAUGUACCAGGUGCAGACAGCGCAAAUCCAAAUGUGAUCCCAGAAUCCCAAAAUGUGGCCCAUGCGACCGAACCAACGCACAAUGCGUGUAUUACGACUCUACCCGGAAGCGCACAAUACCAAGGACAUAUAUCGUCCAAUUACGUGAAACUGCCCGCAGACUGGAGAAAGAGCUGGAGGAGGAGGAGAAAGACUUCCAGCAGGCCGCCGAUGCAGAACUGAUUGUCCGUGGAGCCGGUCGCAUUCGGUUCAAAGAACAUGAUGAAGCCAGAUAUCUAGGGCCGUCAAGUGGUAUCGCAAUCACACGCUUGGUCAUGGAAAUGGCUAAGCAGAAUACGCACUCGAAGAGCAUCAAAGACGUUGUCCCCGAGUCUACUGCGCAAAAAAUCAAGGACGCAUUCACUCAAGAGAGUGGAAAACCAACUUCCAAAGUGUACCCGAUGAUCAGCUUCAUAGCCCAACCCGAUUUGCCCCUUAAGCAUGUGACAUAUAAACUCAUUGAUGUCUUUACCGUUAAGGCGCAAGCCAUGCUUCCAACGUUGCACAUUCCCACCUUCCGCCAGGAGGUGGAGGAGGUGUUCAAUGGUUCUAAUGAUCCAUGUCAAAACUUCCAAUUACGAAUGGUAAUUGCAAUAAGUAUGCAGAAAAUGAGCACGGCCUAUGCAGGCCUAGCGGAUAGUUAUUACCUCGCCGCAUUGCCGUUUCUCGAAGCCUCUCUCCGAAGAAUGGACCUCAAAUCAUUACAGUGUCUGGUUUUAAUAGCCCAGUAUUCUCUGUUAACACCCACGCGAACCGCCGCAUACUGGGUCGUUGGCAUGGCCAUCAAAUUAUGCCAGGAUCUUGGACUCACUGAAGAAGCAACAAUAACGCAGUCGCGCACCGGAAAACAGUUGGACCCAUUGGAAGUGGACAUGCGGAGGAGGCUAUUUUGGAUUACUACGUCAAUGGAAUUUGGUCUCUCGCAUAGUCUGGGCCGCCCGAGUUGUUACUCGGUCAGUCAUGAUAAUAUCCACGUCAAGUUCUUCGAGCCAGUGGAUGAUAAGUAUAUUACUCGAGAGGGGAUCCAUCCUGAUGCAAAACCCAUCCUUCCCAAGUGUAUUGCCAUACACUUCUUCAAAAUGCGCCUUUUGCAACUUGAGAUUCGAAGAACCCUUUACUUGAGUAAACGAGAUACUCCGGUUGACGAUCAUGACCCAUGGUUUUCCCAAAUGCUUGCCAAACUGGAUCAGUGGGUAGCAUCGUGCCCUACCCAUGAUGGAGGAAGCGGCUUGAGCGGAAAAUGGUUCCAAGGCCGGCUGAACACCAUGAUAGUUUUCAUGUAUCGGCCAUCUCCCCAAAUCCCAGAACCAUCUGUUUACGCUGCACGGCGCUGUUAUGAAGCAUCUGUGUUCAAUGUCUUCAUGCACAGAGAGCAAAUUGAGACUGGAUCAGUUGAUUUGACUUGGAUAUUUACCCAGUCGCUCUUUAUGGCACUGAAUACUAUCCUUUGGUCUCUUUCUUAUCCUGAGAUAAGAAAGGAGCAUCAUUUGAAAGAAGUCGAGCGCAGCCUUGAAGUAGCAUUAGAGGGCAUCAUGCUGGCUGCAGAACGAUGGCCAGGAGUGAGAUCAGCCGGAAUGCUCUAUGAAAAUUUAAUCGCCGCAUGUCUCAGGGCAUACAACACUGAAGAAUCGUUUGUCGUUCACUCACCUUCAAACCCGUCCAGCCAUCCAACACCAGCAUCCUCCCAGGAUGUACAAUCUCCACCAUCUAUAGCAAGUCCCGCCAGCACCGCAGCCUCAAUCCACUCGCAACAUCUCCUAGCGGGUGGUUCUUCAGUCGGUGAAACCGCGUCUGCUGGUACUUUCUCUAGAGGCCCAUCAGCAGAUCCAACGAUUCCUUUCCCACCAACAACAACUGCAUCAUAUAUUCCUAAUGAUCCCGUCAACGCUGUUGAGGCCCCUUCAUGGGAUUCCAGUGUCCCACCAGACGCAGCACCCGAAACGCAAACUUCAUUAAGCUUCGAGCUGUCUAAUGAUACCUUAUUAUCGGGGUCAGACCUGAACUUCGAUCCAUCCACGCCUUUUAAUUCGUUUCCCUCGGUUGUUCCUGGGUUGCCGGGCUGGGACCCUAGCUUCUCACUCUCUUCGACUACCGCGGGCGGUCCAUUGGCGUUUUCAGACGCAACAGCGGAUCCAAUGAGCUGGGUUGAUACUCUUGGGGAUCAGUACUCUCAAUAUUUCAACGGGGAGUAUCCCGCAACCCCGUGGAGAGGGAGAACACUAAGUCAGCAGGAACAGCUGGAAUUGAUGGAUUCGCUGGCAGACCACAUUCCAGAUGUCACUACUCAGCUCGCGAUGCAAACUGCGACAGCACAUUACCAAUCAUAA
Messenger RNA from Aspergillus puulaauensis, 2493 nucleotides. Its product is annotated as putative C6 transcription factor. Gene Ontology annotation, molecular function: zinc ion binding; sequence-specific DNA binding; DNA-binding transcription factor activity, RNA polymerase II-specific. The transcript has 4 exons. The record is from RefSeq and is a predicted model, not a curated record. The coding region runs from base 1 to 2493 and encodes 830 amino acids. Gene Ontology annotation, biological process: positive regulation of transcription by RNA polymerase II; DNA-templated transcription. NCBI's taxonomy places the organism in Eukaryota, Fungi, Ascomycota, Eurotiomycetes, Eurotiales, Aspergillaceae.